AUGCUUUUUUCUUUACUUUCCACAUCGUUAUGUUCUCUGCAAUGCAAGAAUAACAGAAAUUUUGGUGUUGACUGGUUUGCCAUGUUCAAAUUGCCACCAAUUAAAGAUAAAAAUCCAAAUCAUGCAACUGGAAUGGCGUUUUUCUACACAGACCCAUCGACAAGCCUAGCUGAGGCUACAUCAGAUGUAGGUUCUAAAAAUGGUAAUCCCCUUUACUAUACGCUUUCACCAAUGUAUUCUAAAGAUUCUGAAAUUGGUUAUAUGCUAAUUUCUGAUCAACCUCCUCACAGAAUUACAAAUCCAUCUGACACAUAUGCUCAUAAGAAAGGAGUUCUAAUAUACGACAAAGAUAACGGACUUUAUCUUGAGCAUUCUGUUCCAAGGUAUCCAAAUGACCCUCAAGUAACAACUGAGUAUUCAUACCCUGAUACAGGAACAAAUUUCGGACAGUCAAUGCUAUGCACAUCAUUGACUCAUGAACAAAUCAAUGAUUGGGCCUAUGGAAUGUUGAUUGAGCGUGGAUAUGUCGUUUCUUACAAUGCACCUUCAUUUACAGAUCUCAAAAUGCCUAACCUUCGCAAAGUUAUCGAUGGCGAAUGGAUUGAAAAGGAAGUCAAAACAAAAGUUACAGAUAUUCAAUUGAAGACACGUUCCUUUAAACUUUUCUCUAAAUGCAGAUUCUGGGGACUUGAUUUAUACCACGAUUUGAUUGCCCCGACCUUUUCUACAAAUGUUAUUUCUGAAACAUGGGCAAGAGGUACCGGAACGAUGACAUCUAACUGUACAGGUGCAUACAAGGCAAAUAACAUAUUAACAGUAAGUCUGGGUGAUGUUUCAUGGUCAAGAAUGAAUGAUCACUCAAAAUGGGCUGUUGCAGGGGAUUACGUAUGUAUUGGUGGUAUAAAUCGCCAGGAUAAGCAACUUGAACGUGGCGGCGGCACAUGGUGCAUGAAAGACGCAAAUUUUGCUACAUUAAUGAGAAAGAGUGCUUCAGAAAUUGAGCAAUGCCCAUAA
Messenger RNA from Trichomonas vaginalis G3, 1014 nucleotides. Its product is annotated as deoxyribonuclease II protein. Gene Ontology annotation, molecular function: deoxyribonuclease II activity. Bases 1 to 1014 code for a protein of 337 amino acids. Gene Ontology annotation, biological process: apoptotic DNA fragmentation. NCBI's taxonomy places the organism in Eukaryota, Parabasalia, Trichomonadida, Trichomonadidae. The transcript has a single exon. The record is from RefSeq and is a predicted model, not a curated record.